CAGCAAUUCCUUCCAGUAAUCAGUGAUUUCACCAAACCUUGCUCCUUCGCCAAAUCGUAUUCUCUAGCUUCUGGUUAGCCAGUUUCCGCACACUUUGCUACCGACUCGUCUGGUAACACUGAUUCCGGGCGAUACUUUCCAUGGUGCACUGACUGCCAGUCCCCUACGGCGUCGGCCUCACGUAACGGAUAGCCGUACCUGAUAGACCUUCGACCAUGGAUGCCAACCGCUCGCAGCAGCGCGCACCGCAAGCGUCCGUCACGGACCCGUUCUUCGACCUGCUUCAGCCGUCCGCUGCAGCCUCUAACCCCGCACCUUCCACUACCGCGUCGUCCGCUCUCACCAGCGGCUCUCCGCCGUCUAACGACUCCGCUCUGCCGUUCGUCCGCUCCCUCAGUCCUCCCGCCGAGAAGCCUGGUGACAAUAUCGGGGUUGGUGCUAACGGAAGUGGCGGCGGUCUUGGUGCUGGCUCUUCUGGCCUUGGGACUAGCUCCGGUGGUGGUGGUGGUGGCGGUGGCUCGUCUUUCGAUUUCCUCAAUCCUCAGAGACCAGCUCACUCCCAGCCUCAUCACCCCUCCCCCCCUCAUCCAUCCUUCUCCGCUGGGGACGGGGGAAUGGGGGGAGCGGGCGCGGGCGGAGGGGGGAUGGGAAGCGCUAGCAUGAGCGGGGGGGGUGUGGGAAGCGCGAGCAUGAGCGGAGGGGGUAUGGGAAGCGCGAGCAUGGGAGCGGGGGGAGGGGGGAUGCGCGCAGCAGCAACGGCGCGCGCGCCAGCGACAGCGGGGGACCUGGCGCAGAUAGCGGCGGAGCUGUCGACCAGCAUGGAGCGCCUGCUGCAUCGGUUCUCAGAGGGGGUCGCGGCGGCGCUGGGUGACGCGAGCAGCAGGGUGCGGCGGGUUGAGGCGGCCGUGGCAGCGCUGCAGGGCGCGGUGGACCGCUCUGCUGGGGAUGAUGGGGACAGGCAUGCGGAGCUGGACACGAGGCUGCGAUCUGUGGAAAACGUGUUGCUGGAGGUGCAGCGCAACCUGCAGGUGAUGAGGGACAAGCAGGAGCUCGCCGAGGCUCAGGCGGAACUCUCCAAGCUCAAGUUCCUCGCCCUGCCCGCCCCCCCCGCCACCGCUGCUGCUGCUGCUGCCACUGCGGCUCCCCCAGCACCAGCAGCUGCUGCUCCGCCGCCUGCGGUGGUAGAGGCAGCAGCACCAGCACCCUCUGCUGCGUCUGCCCCCCCUGCUCCUGUCCCCUCAGCCCCCCCUGAAGCCUCCGCCCCCCCUCCUCCUUCCCCCAGCCCCUGCCCCACGCCCCUUGCCCCUGUGCCUGCUCCUCCCCCUGCUCAGUACCAGAUUGCUGCUGCGCCAGCCCCACCACAGCUGCAGCAGCAGCAGCAGCCACAGCAGCAGCCGCAGCCUCAGCAACAGCCUCAGCAAAGCAUGGCUCCUCCUGCUCCAAUGUACCCCCAGCAACAGCAGCAGCAGCAGCAGCAGCAGCAGCAGCAGCCUUAUGCACCCCCCCCACCGGCUCCUGCUGGUGCCCCACCUCCCUACCCACAGCAGCAAGGUGGAUACGGCAUGCAGCCUCAGGGGCAGGCGCAGCAGCAGCAGCAACAGCAGUUGUCUCUGCCCCCGCCACCUCAACAGCAGCAGCAGCAGCAGCUGGCGCUGCCACCACCACCACCCCAGCAACAGCAGCAGCAGCAGCCGCCGCCGCAGCAGCAGCCUGGUCCACAGAUGUAUCAGUCAGCACCCCCAAUGCCCCAGCAGGCCCCCGCACCUUACAAUCCCCAGCAACCCGCCUCUUCCCCUUCUUCCUCCGCCCCCGCACCCCCCCCAUACGGCUCCAUGCCCUCCUCACAAGGCAUGUAUGACCCUGCUGCAGCUGCUGCUGCUGCUGCUGCCGCUGCAGGUGGCAUGUACUAUCAACAGAACGCCCCUCCUCCCAUGUCCCAACCACCGAUGCACCCUCAGAUGCCCCCUCCCCCAGGAGCACCCAUGCAGCCACAGCCUCUGCAGCAGCCCCCCCAGCAACCACCCCAGCAGUACAUGCAAGGGCCAUCCCCCCACCCCGCUCCCCCACCUGCCUACGGCGCUCCCCCUCCCCCCGCCCACCCCUCCCCCCAGCCCCCAGGCAUGUAUAGGGUGGCCCAGCCCCCCCCUCCGUCCAUCCCCCCUACUGCAGGCCCCGCUAGUGGUUACAGGCGUAUUCCUAUGGCUCAACCUGUGAGCGGCAGUGGCAGCGGCGGUGGGGGAGGGAGAGGCGGGAGCGGAGGGGGAGGAGGAGGGGGUGGAGGGGGUAGUGGGGGGGACACAGCAAGAGUGCCUUUGGAGAAGGUGGUUGAUGACGUGGCAGCUAUGGGAUUCCCUAGGGAUAAGGUGCGCAUGGUGGUGCAGCGGCUGAUGGAGAGGGGCAAGUCGGUGGACCUCAAUGCGGUCAUAGAUGAGGUGAUGAAUGGCGGGGGCGGGGGAGGGGGAGCAGGGGGUGGGGGGUGGUAUGGGCGGUGAGAGGAGAGAUGAAGCAUGAUGGUAGCUGAUGGAGAGGGGCAAGUCGGUGGGCCUGAAUGUGGUGAUUGAUGAGGUGAUGAAUGGGGGGGCGGGGGCGGGGGCGGGAGGUGGGGGUUGGUACGGCCGGUGAGUGGUGGAGCAAGUGUGAAGGUGGUGGCUGAUGGAGAGAGGCGAGUCGGUGGGCCUGAAUGUGGUCAUAGAUGAGGUGCCGCGGGGGUGGGGGUGAUGGGGGAAGAGGAGGGGUGGGGGGGGGAAGAGGAGGGGGUGGAGGUUGGUAUGGGCGGUGAGGGGUGGGAGUAGAUGGUGAGAGGUUGGGCAGACGCAGAUGUUGGUGAUCGUGCUGGUUGAGUGAGGAAACGUGGUGGUGCAGAGGCUGGUGGAGAGAGGCAAGUUGGUGGAUUCAAAUGCGGUGAUUGAUGAGGUGAUGUACGGAGGGGAUGGGGGAUGGGGAGGAUGAGAGGAGAGGGUGGGCAGAAAGGGGUGGGUGGGGCUGGUGCGCAUGGUGGUGCAGAUUCUAAUGGAGAGAGGCAAGCAGGUGGACCUGGAUGCGGUGAUUGAUGAGGUGAUGAACGAAGGGGGCGGGGGUGGAGGAGGGGGCGGGGGUGGGGGCGGGGGAGGGGGCGGGGGAGGGUGGUUCGCGGCGAGAGGUGGGUGGGAGUGAUGAGAUGAGUGAGUCAGAUCAGAUGGUGACAAGUGUAUGGAUGGAGGGGGGGGGGGGUGGCAGCAUGGCAUGCUGGUGAGGAGUAGGAGGGGUUUGAGGGGAGCAGCAGCGAGGACAGGGUUUGCAGUAUGUGGUGUGCGUGAUGGCGAGGGGAAUACUUGUGGAUAGGAUGAUGCAUUGAGAGAGACACAGUGAAGUGACAUGACAUGGUUGUGGUGAGAGCGAGAUUGGGCACGGGUACGUUUUUUGGAAUCAAGACUACCAGUUGAAAUUUAUGUUAUAUUCACCAAGGCAGAGGUGUGACUGUUUAUUGGCCUACAGUUUUUGUACCUAUCAGGAUGAAGCAUCCUGAUUGAUCUGUUAGCAUCAUACCUCAUGAUUUACACAUGAUUGCUCGCGGUUACCUAGGCAUCAGGUCAGGCUAUCUACCGGUACCAGGGAUCCCCAUUUAUAAUUCUAUACGGUAAUAGAGCCAAGCAUGACAUGGAUGGACCGAGCAGGGAGGAAGUGCCUCAAGGACUUGAGCGUUUCUGAAGUGUAAUACUACACUCGAGUAAAGCCGUAUCGGGUACGCGAGUCAACGGAGGUUACACGAGGAGGUUGGACGAAAGAACACGAAAGGACGAAAGACUUGAAGGGUCGCAACCGGAGGUUGCGACUGACCGUUACAACUGCAAUGGUGGUAACCGAAC
Molecule: messenger RNA, 3845 nt
Organism: Closterium sp. NIES-67
Lineage: Eukaryota; Viridiplantae; Streptophyta; Zygnematophyceae; Desmidiales; Closteriaceae
Source: the annotation of a GenBank genome assembly